UGAACUGUUAAACCCUUUAGAGCCGCGUCAGUGAAACUCCUCACCAGCCCGGAAAGAGUGGCAGUCAUCCCGCGCGCAGUGGAAGUCGGUCAGACCCCGUUACGCACUGGAGAAAUAACCUGAACAUCCAAUGCAUGCAUUGUAAUUACAAGGAUAGCAGCACUGACUUAUUCAAAGUUACUUGGGAACAUUGUGUUUAAUUGUUCAAAACUGAGCAUCAGUUAAAGUCGGCAGGACAUCUUUUUUUUUUUUAAGAAUGAAGGGAUUUACACCUUUCUUCUUCAACAUGAUUAUUGUUGCGCUGCUCCUCGCCACCGUCUCCGCAACCAAGAUCAACGUGCCAAGGCUGAGACUGUCCCACAAAGACUUGCUGUCCACGAACAGGUCAUCCAUCUUCAGCGGUCAUCAUGGUCAGCUCUCUCUUAGUGCUGUCUUUCUGGAUGAAUACCGUGACCGGCUGUUCCUGGGAGGGAAAGACGUCCUUUACUCUCUUACUCUGGGUCCACUCAGCAGUGAAUACAAGGAGAUCUACUGGCCCCCAUUACCUGGCAACAGAGAAGAAUGCGUUCAGACAGGGAAGGAGCAGACAGAGUGUGCCAACUUUGUGCGUCUCCUGCAGCCUUACAACCGCACUCACCUGCUGGCCUGUGGCACUGGAGCCUUCCAGCCCAUAUGUGGCUUCAUUUACGUGGGGCACAGAGGGGAGCAUGUGUUCACCAUGGACCCAAUGAAUGUGGAAAGCGGACGAGGGAAGGUUCCACAUGACCCCAGCUUCCCUUUCGCAAGCGCCUUCAGUGGUGGGGAGUUGUAUACAGGACUGACAGCAGAUUUCCUGGGAAGAGACUCUGUUAUUCUCAGGAGCAUGGGGGGUCGCUCCAUCAUGAGGACCGAGACUGACCAGAAACUCCUUCAUGAUCCUAAGUUUAUCGCUGCUCACCUCAUCCCAGACAACGACGACAGGGAUAAUGAUAAAGUGUAUUUCUUCUUCACUGAGAAAGCCUCAGAGGCAGGGGACAGGGAGGGGGCCAUUCAUACACGAGUUGGACGAGUGUGUGCGAAUGAUGUUGGAGGCCAGAGAGUUCUGGUCAACAAGUGGAGCACCUUCAUAAAAGCCAGACUGGUCUGUUCGGUACCUGGACCUCAUGGCAUCGACACACACUUCAACCAGCUUGAGGAUGUCUUCUUGUUGAGAACCAAGGAUGAGAGGAACCCAGAUAUCUAUGCAAUCUUCAGCACCAUCAGUAAUGUGUUCCAGGGCUUUGCUGUGUGUGUUUAUCGUAUGGCUGACAUCAGAGAAGCUUUUAAUGGACCUUUUGCUCAUAAAGAGGGUCCUGAUCACCAGUGGGGGGCCUAUGAAGGAAGGGUGCCUUACCCAAGACCAGGCGUGUGCCCAAGUAAAAUCACCAACCAGCCUGGCAGAGAGUUUGGCAGCACAAAGGACUUCCCUGAUUCAGUGCUGCACUUUGCCCGCAGCCACCCCUUGAUGUGGCGGCCGGUGUAUCCAACCCUGCGCCAGCCUCUGCUGGUCAAGGCCAACAUUCCCUACAAGCUGACACAAAUUGUGGUAGACCGGGUCGAGGCAGAGGACGGGCAGUAUGAUGUCAUGUUCAUUGGUACAGAUGCUGGUAAAGUAUUAAAAGUAAUCGCCCUAAAUAGUGGAAACAGUCUGGAGGCAGAGGAAGUCACACUUGAGGAGUUACAAGUCUUUAAAAUACCAACUCCAAUUACAUCAAUAGAUAUAUCUGUGAAAAGGCAAGCCCUGUAUGUGGGCUCUCCGGCAGGUGUGGCGCAGGUGAAGCUGCACCGCUGUGAGACUUAUGGGAAAGCCUGUGCUGAAUGCUGCCUAGCCAGAGACCCUUACUGUGCAUGGGAUGGUGCAUCCUGCUCACGGUUUGUGCCCAACAGCAAACGUCGCUUCCGCAGGCAGGACAUUAGAAAUGGAAACCCAGUGCUGCAGUGUGUGGAUCAAAAUCUGAGUGGAGACCUGGAUGUGACAGAGGAAAAGGUUGUUUAUGGGACUGAGAACAACAGUACUUUCCUGGAGUGCAUUCCUCGCUCACCACAAGCUACUGUCGCAUGGCUGGUCCAACGCGAUGACCGCAAAGAAGAGGUAAAGCUGGAUGAUCGUGUGAUGUCAACAGAACAGGGUCUGCUGUUUCGUCGUCUCUUCAGUCAGGAUGAGGGCUUGUACAUCUGCCGCUCUCGAGAGCACAGCUUCACGCAGACCCUGGCCCGCAUCACCCUUGAGGUCCUCCAGGGUGACACUGUAAACGAGCUCAUGGCACGUGACACUGCAGGCCUCUCUGAGACAUUCAAAGAUCGAUCAGCAGGAAGCUAUAGGCCCUGGAUGCCUUGCAGUACAUACAGCAGGAGCGGUUCAUCAAGCCAAAUGGGCCAAUCACGCACGUGGUUCAAGGACAUCAUGCAGCUCAUCGGACCGUCUAACCUGGUGCAUGUGGAGGAGUAUUGUGAGAGGAUGUGGUGCAACGACAAGAUCAAGAGGAAACACAAGAGCAUGCUAGAAAAAUACCGCCAAGCCCAGGACAGCGCUAGAAAGGCUCGUAGCAAGAGUUCCGGUGAACGUAACCGAACACCACGGGAUCUAAGGGCACGGGAGUAACAAAGGAGAAUGUUAGGGACAUGAUUAAAGAGGAAAAAAGACAUUAAGAUUAUGGUUCAGGACAAAAUCAGUGAGGCAACAUAAAAGAACACUGUAAUAAUGAUUUUUGUAAGAAUUUGUCAGAUGAGCCUCCUUCGACCAUUAAAUUGAAUACAAAUUCUGAAUUUAGUUUAGGAAAAAAACUGUUUUAUCCACCUAAAUAUUUUGCAGGUGCGUAGAAGGAAAUCACAACUUGAACUGAAAAAUGCCUGCAGAGUGACUUGCUUUAUAUUCCAGCAGUAAGCAAAACUUGCCGAGGUUCUCAGUUAUUUUGAAGAUUGUGCAUGCAGAUAUCAUGGUUGUCAGCCAAGAAGAGAGAGACGAGAAAGCAAGAGACUGAUAUGCUAAAUUGAACUGAUUCCUGCAGAUGUGACGAUCUUGAAAAAGGAGAGAGACAAUCUUUCAAUUACACCCUGAGGAUGGUUUUGAAAAAACCCAAAUAAGGACGUCUUUUCCUUGUGUGCUUUCAUCACUGAAAUGAGAAACUCAGCUUUUGUUUCAUCACAUCAUUCUUCACAUAGAAAAUGCUCAAAACCUCCCAAACCUCAUAUUCAUGAAACAUAUGCACACCAGUAGGGAGACUUUACUGACAGCAGAGCAUGUUUCAUGUUUGCAUUUUAUCUUCACUAAAUCUUUUGCGAAUGUUUUAUUUUCUUAUUGGCCCAUAUUGAAUUAUUACCUCUUAUUGGCAAAUGUACAGACACACACACACAUACACACACACACACACAGACAGAGACAAAUACUUUCUGCUUAUAUUUGGGAUGUUUUUCACACAAUUAAAUCACUGGAUUAACUUCUUUCACUGCACAAUUAAUGGUCCAUGUCUCUUAGUUUCUCAAGCUUGGACUUACUAUCUGAUGUUACACAUGAAAACACAUGCUCACACUGACUGAAAUCUCAAUAACUCAAAACACUGAAUGCAUAAAGCUCAACUAGCUGAAACUAGAGGCAACCGUGAGACGACUGUUGAUGGUUCAACUGAUUAAAGACACAUUUCUUUCUUUUAACUCCUGCAUGUGGAUUGAUCUUUCCACUGAACACCGACUACAGAUCAAAACCGAAGCUCGCCUGCCCAGAGAGGAAUAAUAUUCUAUUGCUUGUAUUUUAGUUACACUCCAUAAUACCUCUAAAAAGUAUUUCCCAGUCAGCCACAACAUGAAAGACACCUGUCUAAAACAGCUGUACUGCCAACACUGAUCCAUCAGAUGGACUCAGGACCUUCAUAGGUGUCAUGUGGUGUUUGGCUCACUGGAUGUUUAUGGUUCUGUGGGUUGCAGGCGUCGAUCAGACUAUGUGAGGAGUUUAAACCAAUACCAUGAAUUGUUUGAGUUACUCGUGCUGUUCCUGAGCAGUUUUGAACUGGUUUGUGAAAGUUGUUUUACUGAUAGGAGGUCGCUGUGGUCAGGGAGGAUUGUAGUCGGUCCACAGCAAUGUUCAGAUCAGUAAUCCAUGUCGAAAGACCGGCAUGAAUAUGAGGACCUGGAGUUUUAAAAAAAAUUUACCUUGUAACAUGAUGAUUUCACCUGUCAGUUAUUUCAGUGUUCCUCAGUGCAAUCCACACUAAGCCUCACUAAAAGGCUUAUAUAACAAUUUUUUUUCAAGCUCAGUUAAUGCAUGCUGUUAUUUGAGUAACUGCUUAGUUUUUAAAAGAUCAGAAAACAGUCAAAUUUGUUCUUAAUAAAUAUCAGACACAUCCCAUUUUUUUAGUAGUAAAAUUAGCAUGAAAAAAUAAAACAACAGAAAAGAACAGAACAGAAAAUUUCAUAACCCAACUUAUUUGUUAAAUGUCACCAACCAAUUUAACAAUCCACUGAACUUUUUUUUUUUGCCCACAGUACCUCUGUUGGAGCUCUCCAGUGAUAACAGAGGGAACAAUAGAGGGGUCAGGUGUAAUGACCAGCUCUCCUUUUGUUUCAUGCUUUGUAAAUACUAGUUAUAAAAUGUUUCAUGUCUUGAUUACAGAAUAAUCUGUUUAAAUAUUAACUCAAACUUUGUUGUCACAAUGUUUUUUUCUGGUUCAUUAAAUCAUAACAUCAUUUUCUCCCCAGGUAAAGAGGUGGAAAAGAAAAGGAGAGGGUUAAAGUGGUGUAAAAGAGGGUGAAUAGGAAGGGUUUAGACAGAAAAAAUAUGAACCCUUUACAUGCUUCAUUUUAAGCAUGCGAGUCCUUUCCCAGAUUUAAAAAGAUAACGCCACUACAUUUUCUAAAUACACGAAGCCUACAUCUUUGAAAACGAGUCAUCAUUUGUCAGACCUUUGAAAUCUAUCAUAAAUCCACUGAAAAUAAAUUACUUAAAAAUAAACAUAUGGUUUAAAGUGAUGCUGUCUUUCUUAGGACAAAUAGCAAAUAGUAAUAAUAAUUAGAAUAAUAAAAAUGCCAAGUGUAAAAGUGUGUAGAAAUUAAGCUUCAGUAUCACCCAGCGCUGUCUGUGGAUGAUAAGAUUUUUCGAGCUCCAGCAGCUCACAGAAAUGAUGUAAAACGAUGAAUGUUUUAUCAGUUUUAGAUUCAUCUUUACUGCUUUUUAAAAUGCCUGACAUGUUAUGAUUACGAUACAACAAUUAAAACAAGAAAACUGUACUUAUGUGGCACAUUUUCUUAGAUUUUAACAUGCUCUUACAUAAAGAGCAUACAUAUCAUACAUAUAUUCUUCAAUGUGUAACAACCACAGUGUCUAUAGUAAGGAUGGUAUUGAAUGAGCAAAGUUUAGUGAUUUAUCUCAUUGUUAAUAGUAAGAAACAGUAUUGGCAACUUCCUCUGUGGCCUUCAUCACGGCUUCUAAGUCAAGAAAAAACUGAAGAUGGGCAAAUACAGGAACAUUUUGCCUUAAAAAAGGUACUUUGGUAUAAACGUCUUAUAAAGACUGGAUUUGAAACUUAUAAAACCCCUCAACACCUAAUAAGUAGAUUUUUCUAUAAAUCUCAGUGUGGUUUUUAAUAGUACGUUUUAACACAUGAUUGAGUUUAGUCAUGCUUUCUCAAAAAAAGACUCAUGUGUUUUUAAACUAGACUGAUUUUGUGUAAACUUUGCUCAAAUACUGUAUUUGUUUCAGCUUCUGCUUCUCUACAUUGUGAAUUACUGUCAGCAGAAAAAUAAACCUAGAAGCAUUGUGUUUGAA
Molecule: messenger RNA, 5776 nt
Organism: Melanotaenia boesemani (Boeseman's rainbowfish)
Lineage: Eukaryota; Metazoa; Chordata; Actinopteri; Atheriniformes; Melanotaeniidae
Gene: sema3g
Product: sema domain, immunoglobulin domain (Ig), short basic domain, secreted, (semaphorin) 3bl
Exons: 16
Coding region: 257-2620 (787 amino acids)
Biological process (GO): axon guidance; negative chemotaxis; positive regulation of cell migration
Molecular function (GO): chemorepellent activity; semaphorin receptor binding
Source: RefSeq, a predicted model, not a curated record